Molecule: messenger RNA, 934 nt
Organism: Rubroshorea leprosula
Lineage: Eukaryota; Viridiplantae; Streptophyta; Magnoliopsida; Malvales; Dipterocarpaceae
Source: the annotation of a GenBank genome assembly
CCACGUUCAUAUCCAAAAAAACACGUCUCAGUUCCACUCUCAAAAUGAUGGAGCUCUUUUCCAAGCCAUUAACUUCCACUGACACACGCAAAAGGUUAGCCAUACCCACCAGGAGUCUGACCUCCUUGUUACACAACAGAGGAGGCAACGCCGUUGAGUUGCACGUCCGGCAUGGGACCGCCGUGUGGCCAAUUAUGUGCACAACUCGCAAAAAGGGGUAUAAAAAGCCUGUCCUUUCCCAAGGGUGGAGAUCCUUUGCUGUUAAAAACAAAUUAAACGUGGGUGACAUUGUAACCCUUUUUAAGGAGGAAGAUGAAGCAGGGUAUUUGAACUACAGAAUUGAGGUGUUGAGAGCAAAUGAUCAAUCUCUUAAGCAUUCCGGUGCCAACGUUGGAAAUUCCCCAGCCGGUAACUCCGGAGAAGCAACUUGCAUACCAUAUUGCAAGUAUGAAGACAGCGAAGUCAAGCGAUUUGGUGUUACAGAUGAGAAAGUAGAGAAGUGCUCUUUCAAGCUAUUUGGGGUUCGUGUUGUUGAGACUGGGCCACUGGUGAAGCACUCGAAUGAAUCUAUUGCCGGAGAAGCAGAUAUUGGCCCUAAGGAGGAGAGAGAAUACCACAGGUGUUCUAAAAGGCUCGAUCUAGAUUUGAAUGUGGCGCUAUACCCAUAGUGAAUGGCCUAAGGGAAGUUGACACGUUGGGUCUAAACAUGUUGCCAAUGAGACGCAAAGUUUAUUAAGAUUGAGUUUAGAAUGAUUGUAAUUCUUUUCUCUUUUCUUUUUUUUUUUUUCCCUUUUUGGGAUUUUGGGUCAUAUGAUGGGAGGUCAUCCUAUUUGAUGUCUUAAAAUACUCUACCUAUAUAUUAUGAUAUUUGAAUUCAAAAUCUCUUAAUUUUAUUGAAAGAAAAUUAUUAUUGAAAGAAAAUUAUUAUUGAGUU